AUGGCAUCCAACGGGAGACAAUUUGGGUUUCUGCCCAGCGGCCUGGGGAUCUGCUGUUCCAUUCCUGACCUGCUCUUCCUACCCGAGCUCGUUUUCGGGGGACUGGUGUGGAUUCUGGUGGCGUGUACGUAUAUUGUGCCAUAUAACCCCCAGGCCUAUGUCAUGGCGGUCUCCGUCCUCUGUUUCGUUUGUACCUUCCUGUGGAUGAUGGUUUUCAUGUGUGGUUCCCAUAACAACCGGAACUCCUGGGCAACCGCGGAUGUGUUUUAUCAUUUCCUCGCCUCUGUGCUCUACCUCAGUGCUUCUGUGCCACUGGCCAUGGUCACCCUGGCCUAUAAUUCCAGUUUAACCCUGAACUACCAGCUCAAUAUCUCUGCAGUGGUGUUUUCCUACUUGACCACACUGCUGUAUGUCAUGCACACAAUUUUCUCUGCCAUCCGAUGGAAAUCUUUUUAGAUCAGAAC
Electrophorus electricus (electric eel) is the source of this 464-nucleotide messenger RNA. RefSeq names its product myelin and lymphocyte protein-like. Gene Ontology annotation, cellular component: membrane. The record is from RefSeq and is a predicted model, not a curated record. Gene Ontology annotation, molecular function: structural constituent of myelin sheath. Lineage: Eukaryota; Metazoa; Chordata; Actinopteri; Gymnotiformes; Gymnotidae. Gene Ontology annotation, biological process: myelination.